GAUAAAUUAUAUCUUAACAUUUAAAUAUUUUCAUUCUAUAAAACAUAUAUUCCUCGUUGUAUACAAUAUUUGUGUUUCUAUUUAAAAAUCUUGGUAAAAAUAAAAAGAAUGUGUAUGUGUGUGUGUGUGUGUGUGUACGUAAAAGUUGAUAUUCGGUUCUUCGACAGGUUCUUGAACUUGUCCAGUGUGGUCAAAGUAUCCAGGUGGGGAGCAGGUAUCUUUUCCUGGUUGAUUCUACUAACGGAGGUCAUAAAACGUUCGUCCUCCGUAUCGUCAAGACUCAUCCUAUUCUCAUCUACUUGUUCUCCUUUUAUUUUUUAAAUCCUUAUUAAAAUAUAUAUAUAUUUAUAAUAAUUUUUCUUCUCAAACACCAGUGCGUAAUCAAUGUUUUCAAUAAAUAUGAGAUUGUUCAAGACAACGAUCUUCUUAUUUUUACUGUUUGCAUUUGUUGGGACUCACGUAAAGUGUCUUCCACUUGAUGAAUCCGAAAUUACAUCACCGACGAAAAUUCCUUCUUCUUCUUCUUUAUCUUCUUCUGAAGAUCAUUACGAUCAAAGGCAAAAUGGUACAGAAAAUUAUCGUGUACACAUUGAUGGUGUAGUCAUAGUAGUUGCACCAGUUGAAGCACUUCUUAUGGCUAAUGAUCUUAUUAAUACCAAUCAAUCUGGAAUAUCAACGAUUCCAUCCACAAUUAAUUAUCCAAAACCCGAUGAUAAUAAACCAAAUAUUGAACAUUCGGAAAAACCGAGUAAUGAAAAUUUGGAAAAACCAAGUACCGAACAUUUGGAGGAACCUAACACCGAACAUCAAUCGUUGGACAAAUUAAAUAUCUCUUCUAAAUCAACAAAAAGGUAUUUCAUACAUAUAUAUAUUUUUUGUUUCGUAAAUUCAUUGCAUAAUGUCUUUGUAUUUUCUUCAUUUCAUUUUGCAGAUCUAAUUUACGUUUAAUGAACUUACUUGCACCCUUCAUACGCCGUUUUUAUCACCCACAAUGAGUCCAAAACUUGGCUCGGGAAAAAACAAACCACACAUUUCAAGACUUAUAUUUAGUGUAAUGUAAUAUAAAACAUGUGAUUGAUAUAAUUUCAUUAAUUAUAGUUUAUAUAAUUAUUAUGCAUAUAUAAAUAUAUAUUAUUUUAAAAAAAGGGUUUUUUUUUUUUUUUAAUUAGGCCUUCGUUAAAUGGAACUUGAAUUAAAUUAGGGGGAGCAAAGAAGCACGUUUGUAAUACUAUAUUUUUAGUAUAUAAUUAUAAUAUUAUUAUUAUAAUAUUAUCUGCAAAUGAUUUUGUGAACAGACCAUGUACUCACCUUUAUUUAUAAUU
Polistes dominula (European paper wasp) is the source of this 1322-nucleotide messenger RNA. RefSeq lists its product as uncharacterized. Lineage: Eukaryota; Metazoa; Arthropoda; Insecta; Hymenoptera; Vespidae. The record is from RefSeq and is a predicted model, not a curated record.